This is a messenger RNA of Pistacia vera, 419 nucleotides long. RefSeq names its product transcription factor BHLH089-like. The record is from RefSeq and is a predicted model, not a curated record. Lineage: Eukaryota; Viridiplantae; Streptophyta; Magnoliopsida; Sapindales; Anacardiaceae. Bases 83 to 364 code for a protein of 93 amino acids. The transcript is spliced from 4 exons.
AUAUGUUAACUGAAAGAUCGCCAGGUUUUCUCAUUCAAAAACUUAGCUACUAAAUUAUUUAGGUUUGUUUGUAAGGUGAGAAAUGGAAGCAAGAACCAUGGAAUUUGAUCCUCAUCUGUAUUUUCAGGUGGGAAAGGCAACAAUCAGUGAGGGAAUGAAGCGUUUGCAAAAUUUAGCACACUGGUACAACUCGACUCCAGAAAAGGCUGGAUUAUUUGAUGAAAUCAUCACCUAUCUUCUAUCUCUUCAACGACAAAUAAAGGAGAUUGAAUCUUUAGCGCAACGGGGAGAAGCACAUGUAUCUUCCAAUAUCAAUACAACAGAUCUGCACCAUGGGCAGGUGAUAGAGCUAUUUGUAUAUUGACAGGAAAUUACCCAAAUAAGAGAACAAAAUAAAGAGAUUGAGAUGGUGAUGAAUA